Molecule: messenger RNA, 984 nt
Organism: Pseudocercospora fijiensis CIRAD86
Lineage: Eukaryota; Fungi; Ascomycota; Dothideomycetes; Mycosphaerellales; Mycosphaerellaceae
Exons: 3
Coding region: 162-761 (199 amino acids)
Source: RefSeq, a predicted model, not a curated record
UCCUCCCUCGUCCUGCUCGCAACCUCAUCCACGAGCUGCACAGCAUCUCCAGCGAACACGUCCAGCUUGAUUAGCAUCUAUUGCUUAGCACGCACGCUCAGAGCACUUCCACAAACAAUCCAUCUUGCCAACCACAUCCACCACAUCCACGCCCCAUCACCAUGUUCUCCUCCGCCCUUCUCCUCGCCGUGACGGCUCUCUCUGCCGCCGUCAGCGCUCAGAACUACUCGACUUCCGGCCCUCUCACCAUCAACCCCAGCCAGGUCGCCGAUUCGCUGCGACAGACGUGGUGUCGAGCGCAGACUUACAACUGCCCCAUCCUCUGCGGCGGUACUGCCAGCCCCAACACGUGCGAUCCAAACCAAUUGACUUACGUCUGCACUUGCUCCAAUGGCAACAAGCCCAACAUCUCUGACUACCAAUCCACUCUGCCCUUCUACGUCUGCGAGCAGUGGAAAGCCAACUGCGUGGAUAGCAAUCCGAACGACCUAGACGCCAUUACUGGUUGCCAGUCAGUCACCUGCGGUAAACAGACUGUGAAGGCCGCUACUGCGAGCUCGACCUCCGCAUCCUCCAGCGCCACUGCAUCAUCAAGCGGGACCUCCAAACCCGCCACCACCGCCACCGCAACUGCCUCUUCCUCCGGUGCCGCUUCGUCGGCCACUGGAUCUAGCGCUGCUGUUGCCAUGCACGCUGCCCAGAACUACGGCACUGGCAUCUUUGUGACUGGACUGUUGGCAGUCUUCGGUCUGGCUCUGUGAAGAGAGGAUGUUUCGCUUUGACAAGAGAAGGAUGAAGGUGGUUUUCGAUGAUUGCAUUACGCCUGUUGAUUGUUAGCACGCAUUCAAGACUUGAUGGGUCACGAGAUACGGAUGAGCAUAACUGUAAUAGUCAUUGCCAACUUGUAUUGUUGGAAAGACGCAUAACAAGUAAAUAUAUUUGCGCGUGAAAGCGCGGCGACGACGACAGCAUUGACAUUUGAGC